Oryzias latipes (Japanese medaka) is the source of this 3024-nucleotide messenger RNA. The record is from RefSeq and is a predicted model, not a curated record. NCBI's taxonomy places the organism in Eukaryota, Metazoa, Chordata, Actinopteri, Beloniformes, Adrianichthyidae.
GAAUUACAGAGCAUUUUUUCCAUUUGGAACAUUAAAAUCAGAAAAUAUAAGGCAGUGUAGGAUUUUAGAAAUAGAAAACUAGAACAAAGUCUAAGCAGCAGAUGAAAACCAUGUAAAAAAUGUCAUCAAAUAGAAUAAUAAGUAAUAAGAAUAAAUAAAACAUAGACAUACAAAACCAAACUAAAAGAAGCAACAAACAAAAAUUAUUAAAAUAAAAUAAAAAGAAACAAAUUAAUCCAGAUAAACCGAUACACAGUUCAAGAGUUUCAUUGUUUUCUUAUGUAUUUUUUUUUAGGGAUUUAUAAGAAAAACAGGAGAUCGUUUUUUGAACUACAAAUAAUUAAGCUUCUCUUUCAUGAAACGACAUUUAUGAAUAAAAAGUGUACCUAAAAUAACAAUAUAUUUAAAAACAGCAUGAAUUAUCUUGUAUAUUAAAACUAAUCUAGUGUGAGAAUUGUCUAUUUUGAACACAUUUGUGACAGAAUUUUCCUUCUAACAGGAAGGGGAAAUAAUUUAGCUGUCAAGGAGACUCUUAAAACUUUGUUAUUGCAUUUUUAUCUUUAAAACAUACAUUAUCAAUUAUCAUAUCACAGUUUUGGAAGAUUUUUAAAGUUGAGGUCAAAUCGAUGAUUUUUGUACACGUACUCUGAUUAAAUGGGUUUGUAGAAAUUGCUUUAAUAACUCUUGAAUAUUCUAUGAAUGUGCAAUCCAAAUUGCACUUUGUUGUGUAUUCAAUUGCUCCACCACAACACUAGAGGGCGCGUUGUAUGACGGACUGAGUUCUUAUGUUACGUGUGAAGAGGAAGCAUUAAAAAAGAGGAUUCAGCGGGAAAAGCAUUCUGAGUCAUGUCCUGAUUUCUGUGCAAAAUCUGAGGAUUACUUCUACAAGAAUACAACAAAUUGGCGACGAGGAUGGCGAAUCUUGUCCCCUGCCCUGCGUUGUUUCUACAGUCCGCCGGACAACCUGCGAUUCCAUUCGAGAUGUGGAUGAAAAUGUUUUCCAACUACCUGCUUGCUAUCGGCGCAGAGGGGGAUGAGUGGCCCGACAAGCGUAAACGUGCGCUGCUUCUACAUUGCCUGGGCACGGAAGGACAACGCAUAUUCUACACGCUAAAGGACGGAGGUGCAAGUUUUGACUCAGCCGUAGCUGCAUUGAAAAAACACUUCACACCAGCAAUCAACGUGGUGGUGGAGCGACACAAGUUCAGACAGCGGCUGCAGAGACCGCAUGAGACUGUUGCUGAAUAUGUGGGCGCACUGCGUGAGCUGGCGACUACAUGUGAGUUUGCUGAAAAUACGGACGAGAUGAUACGGGACCAGCUCAUCGAGCAUGCUAAUUGUCCGAGAAUACGGGAGAAAUUGUUGGUGCAAACGGAGGCAACGCUUACACUGGACAUGGCAGUAAAGAUGGCGUCUCAAGUGGAGUCGGCAAUAGGACACGCACAGACUCUCACAUCACCGCCGGAGGCUCCGGUGCACGUCAUGACUGCAAAGCCAAAACACCCACCCAGAGUAAGGAGCAAUAAACCACCCGAGCCCGGAGCAGCAUCUAAACGGGACCGGUGUUGUUUUAGAUGUGGCUCUUCAGCUCAUCUUGCCAACGCUCCAGACUGCCCUGCACGCAAAGUGACCUGCCGAAACUGCUGCAAAACUGGACAUUUUGCCCGUGUGUGUAAGUCCAAAGCUACAGCUAAGGUGGGAGAAGUGGUUGUUCUUGAAAUGAAUACAGUACUGAUGUUACAAGAUGAGCUAAUCGACCAAAAGAUUACCUGUACAGUGACCAUAACUACACAGUCAGCUUCAUGCUCUGCUGCAUUAGUGGUGGACACAGGUUCUGCAGUAUCUAUUAUCCCUGAGCAUCUCUACAGAGAGCACUUCAGUGAUGUGUCACUUUCUGAGCCAGCCUCCAGGCUAGUGACAUACACUAAGUCCAAAGUCCCUGUGCUGGGCUGUUUCUCAGCUACAGUGAAGCAUGCUAAUGCUAAAGUACCAGCUACACUGUAUGUGGUGAAAACAGGCACAGCUUUGCUAGGAUUGGACUUGUUUAGAGCGCUGAGGCUCAUCAUUGACAACAAUGCAGUACUUCCUGAAGCAGCUUCUUCACCGACGGUGACUUCAUCAACAGCUCCAGUAGACGAGAUUAAAACGGGAGCAGCAGCUGAAAAGCUGGGUCUUGCAAAAGGGUUUAUUCAUAAAGUGAAGAUCAGAGAGGAUGUUCAACCUGUCCAACAAAAGCUCAGAAGGCUUCCAGUCUCAGUCAGACAAGCUGUCUCUUGUGAAAUUGAGAGGCUGUUGGAGAUGGAAGUCAUAGAGAGGAUUGAUGCCUCUCCCUGGGUAUCUCCCAUUGUAGUGACACUAAGGAAAAAUGGGAAAGUGAGAAUGUGUGUGGAUUAUCGUGAGCCAAAUAAGGCAAUAGUGAUGGACAGUCAUCCUCUUCCACAUAUGGAUGACAUUUUUUCAAACAUGUAUGGAGCUACAGUUUUCUCCACUAUUGACUUGGCAAAUGCUUAUCAUCAGGUGUUGCUGGCAGAAGAGAGCCGUGACAUAACUGCGUUCAUAACACAUGAAGGACUGUUCAGGUUUCGUCGAGUCCCUUAUGGGCUGUGUUCAGCCCCAAGUGCAUUCUCCAAGCUCAUGUCCCUGGUGCUGAAAGGCUUAAAAGGAGUCCAGAACUACCUGGAUGACGUGAUUGUUUAUGGCAGGGACCAGCAAGAACAUGAUCGCAACCUCCAAGCAGUUCUAGCCGCACUUAAUGAAGCUGGUCUCCAGCUUAAUAUGGAGAAAUGCCAUUUUAACCAGAAGAGCUUGCAGUUCCUUGGGCAUGUCAUUUCAGCCAAAGGUUUGCUGCCUAAUGAGGAUCACCUGAAGGCUAUUGCAGAAGCUCCAGCACCGGGCGACGCCACUACUCUGCGCUCAUUCCUGGGACUUACUGCAUGAUUGCCUCUUCCUUCAGUCGAGAAUGCAGAACCAGUGGUGGAGCCUGAGCUGGUGGCUCUCCUGGAUACAGAACUGAAAGCCCUCACA